Messenger RNA from Labrus bergylta (ballan wrasse), 2106 nucleotides. RefSeq names its product zinc finger and BTB domain containing 8B (gene zbtb8b). Gene Ontology annotation, molecular function: DNA-binding transcription factor activity, RNA polymerase II-specific; RNA polymerase II cis-regulatory region sequence-specific DNA binding; protein binding. The record is from RefSeq and is a predicted model, not a curated record. Gene Ontology annotation, biological process: regulation of transcription by RNA polymerase II. NCBI's taxonomy places the organism in Eukaryota, Metazoa, Chordata, Actinopteri, Labriformes, Labridae.
UGGACCAUAGACGAUGUGGACAUAGGAGAAUGAACUGUUGUCAUCUUUGUUAUGAAAAGGAGUCUGUUAGUCGCCUAAUUACACAGGGCUCACUGGGUGCAGACAUGGAAGUGCCUUGCUACACGUCCAAACUGCUUUUUGAGCUCAAUGAGCUGCGGAAAAGGGACUACUUCUGUGACUGCAGCAUCCUGGUGGAGGGCCGUGUUUUCAAGGCCCAUCGUAACGUGUUGUUCGCUGGGAGUGGCUAUUUUCGGGCUCUUCUGGUUCACUAUCUGCAGGAUAGUGGACAGCGCUACAGUACAGCGUCAUUGGACAUCGUCACAGCUGAUGCCUUCUCGAUUAUCCUGGACUUCCUUUACUCUGGCCGCUUGGCCCUGAACAGAAGCAAUGUCAUUGAGGUUAUGUCGGCAGCCAGCUACUUGCAGAUGACUGAUCUGGUAAACUUUUGCAAAGGCUACAUACGCUCAUCUUUGGAAAUAUGCAACAAGGAGAAGGAGAGGAACACAGAGAAGGAGGACCAGGCUCAGGAUGGAGGGAGUGGACCUGCAGACAGUGGCACUCCUGCCGCAACAAUCUCCGGCGGUGCCGCAGCGGAGGAGCCGCAUUCACAGGCCGCAGAGGCCGAUAGAGGGUCGGGGUUAGGAACAGAAUCUGUGACCUCUGUCCGCACUACAACUCCCAGCACCAGCAGAGACAUGGAUAACAACUACAACUCUAGAGUGGGAUUUUCAUCUGUGAGGGAAGGACAAAAGGUACACAUGGAUCAGACUAACCUCUCAUCCUCUUCAUCGUCUGCAUUGACCCCAGAGUUAGUGCACCCCAAAAUAGAAUAUGACCCCGAUGAGGAUCUCAUGGAGUCCCCUGACACCAAAGAACUGGUCCCUUAUCCUGGGUCCUCUCUGCAUAACCCUCAUCACAGCAGGCUACAUCCGCCCUCUCCGUCCAAUGAGCGCUCUCCCAUGGGAUAUGGCUCCUCCUAUAAUGCCAGGCAGAUGAUGGAGAUGCUGGCUAGAGGGGAAGGCUCCAGUCCUCUGGGAGACAGAGUAGGGCAGCGCUUUAACCAGGGACUAGGUAGCAGCACAGGAGGAAGUAGAAUGGACGAGGGUUUAGGGUUUGUGGGGUCUUCCAUCAUGGAGAUCCAGUCUGAUUGGCUCGGAGAGGACACAGGUGAUGGCUUGGUAGUGCCAGUGAAACUCCACAAGUGCCCGUUCUGCCCGUACACUGCCAAGCAGAAAGGGAUCAUGAAGAGACACAUCCGUUGCCACACAGGAGAGAGGCCCUUCCCUUGUCCCAUGUGUGGCAAGAGGUUCACAAGACAGGAACACCUCCGCAGCCAUGCGCUCAGUGUCCACAGGCACUACUGGCCCGUAUCAUGUAAGAGCUGCAGGCGAUCCUUCACUGGAUCCAGCGUUUCACCGGGACUGAGACGCUUCGGCAUCUGCGAUAGCUGCAACUGCGUGACCACCACUCAUGAGGAUACUGUCCCCAUUCACCCUGCCAGCCAACCGGAGUCUAUGGAGCGUCCAGACGGGGCUACGGAUUGGUCCAGUUUUAUGGACGACGUAGACGAGGUGGAGGUUGGCAGAGUGGAGGACUUGGUUGAGAAACAGAUGCUUGAAAGGCAACUGACUGCCUGCACUGACGUUGGUCACACACUGUGAAUCUUUAGCACAAAGGAAAAUCAGUCCUUAAACUUUUAUAAUGUCCAGAUUAACAGCCACACUUUUAUUUAUGACGAUAAAAUGGCUAUAUCUGUUUACUAAUUUGUUACCAGAGAAUGUUUCUUUCUCGCUGUUGGGAGAUAUCUGUCGUCAAUGAAUUGCCUUGAAGUAAAUAGAUUGUGUCUUUCCUUUUAUUUAAUUAACCUUAAAUAUGGUAUGACGACUAUUUAAUUUAUGUCUUUGGACUGUCACAUUAACAUGUCUCCCUGUCUGCUGUACAUGAAGAGAAUGUGUGUGUCAAAGUUGCUUGUUUUAUGUUUUGUUGUGUUUUGUCCAAAAAAGACCACGUUCCACAGAUAUGAUGUGAUAUGGGGUUUGAAAAAAAACAGGGCCAUUUGUGGGUGUUGUUGCAAUAAAUGUGUUGUGUUAUUCAUUUGUAAACACA